AUGACAAGGUUUAAAGAUGAGUCUAUAUCAAGCUCGGUUGCAAUUGACUCAGUUGAAAAGGAUGUUAAAGAACAAAUUAAUCUUUUUGAAGAUGAGGACACUCGUUUGUUUUACGAAAGUUUGCCUGAUAUCAAAGCAAUGGUGCCUGCAAUCCUUUAUAAAGACAGUGAACAAACCACUGUGGAGUCAAGUCAAACGAAGAAUGAAGAUGUAGACUCUGUAGGCACUGAAGACAUUGAUAUUGACACAGUCGAAUCAGAGUUAGCUAAAGAAGAAGAAUUGAUUAAAGUAUCAGAAGAUAACAAUGAGUCGACUAAUGGCACAUCUAUUAAUGAUAAAACUAAGCCAUACUUACUGAACAUUGAUGACGGUGAAGAAGAUACAAAUUCCUCUUCUGGUAGACUUCUCAUGGAAACAUUUUUAACCCAAUUGCCAAAUUGCAUUAAUCGUGAUCUCAUUGAUAAAGCAGCUAUAGACUUUUGUUUAAAUCUGAAUAAACGAGCAAAUCGUCGACGGCUUGCGAAAGCAUUAUUCAGUGUUCCAAGAACACGUUAUGAUUUAUUACCAUUCUAUGCGCGCUUUGUAGCUGCAUUAGCUCCAGUAAUGCCAGAUUUGGUACAGGAUAUUAAUUCUAUGCUUACAGGAGAAUUUCGUUGGCGUUUAUCAAAGCGAGAUCAGUUGAAUAUCGAGUCUAAGCUAAAAGUGGUACGAUUUAUCGGUGAACUUGUAAAAUUUAAAGUUUAUCCAGCUCAUCAAGCUUUGAGUUGUUUGAAACAACUUCUGCCUCAAUUUGUACAUCAUAAUAUUGAUAUGGCAUGCGCUUUAUUGGACACAUGUGGGCGUUUUCUCUAUCGUCUGCCUUUGUCGCAUAAACGUACAAAAGUUUAUUUAGAAGUAAUGCUUAGAAAAAAAAUCGCCUUACACAUGGAUCAACGUUACUCCAUUAUGAUUGAAAAUACUUAUUACUAUUGUAAUCCACCGUCAUCUGAUCGUCAGAUUGUUGAACCGAUAAAACUAACACCUCAAAUGAUGUUUAUACGUCAUACUUUACUGACAACAUUGGAUCGAACAACUGUCAACUCUGUUCUACGUUUAAUUCGAAAAAUGGACUGGGAAGAUCAAGAACUUGUCGAGUACACAUGUACACUUUUUACUAGAGCAUGGGAUAUCCGUUUUACUAAUAUCAAUUGUCUAGCUAGUGUCUUAUCUGGACUAGCUGUCUAUCAUCCAGACUUUGCUACAAAUGUUGUAGACAACGUCAUUGAAGAUAUUCGGAUAGGAAUGGAGUUAAAUCUUCCACAUUUGAAUCAACGUCGAAUUGUAAUGGUCAAAUACCUUGGAUUGUUAUACAACUAUUGUUUAGUUGAUUCACCGGUGAUUUUUAAAACAUUGUAUUCCCUUCUCACAUUCGGUGGGAGCUUAAGUCUUGAUUUCCCAAGCAUUAUUGAUCCACCGGAUUCAUUAUUCCGAAUUAUAUUAAUCUGGAAAAAGAAACGAAAGUUGAAUAUAUUUUUAAUCUAUUUCCAACGUUACUAUUGGUUCAAGAGGUCUCUUCCAAUAUGGAUACAGUCAAAAAUCGAUACUGAGUUACAACCAGUUAAAUCGACUGAACGAGAAAUAAAAAGUGAAUUUCAGAAUGGUGAGACUGUAUCGUCUAUCGAAGUUCCUCUUUCCAAUCAUUCUGAGGAUUCAUCAGUUUCUGGUACUUUGGAACAGACGGUUGAAAAUGCGUCCAAUUCGACUUUGGAUCCUUCAACCCCUUCCCCUGUAUUUGUUCCUAUGCGUUUUCCUGUUGCAGUUGAACAGCAGUAUUUUGAAACUUUACAACAACUACACGUAAAUAUUGGUCGAGCAAAAAGUUUUGUACAGGCUCAGCGUCUUGUCAGCCAUUUAGAAGCCCGAUGUUUACCUCGUCUUGCACGCCUUAAAGCUACAUAUGGAUUAAUGAAUGAAUCGACAAAUGUGGAAAAUGAUGAUCAUGUUCAGAAAUCACUUCGACCGACCGGUCCUGGUCAAAUGGAUGCAAUCGCUGAAGAAAGUGAACAAGACGGUGACCUUCAGUUAGAUGAAGAUGAUUAUGCUAUGGAUGAUGAUGAUGAUGAUGAAGAUGAUGAUGAAGAUGAAGUUGAUGAAGAACCAGGUGAUGAAGAAGAUAGUGGACGUCAACAUCGUCAACCUGUUGAUCCAGUAGAAUCAGAUGGCAACCGUCAUCGUGGUCGUAUAGAUAAUCGUCUAAGUCAAGAAGAUAUUGAGGCGACAGUGAUGAAUGGCAUGGAGAAGAUAGAAGAGAAAGACGAAGACGAAGAGUAUCAAAAUGAUGAUUUAAAACCACGAUAUAUUGACUGUCCUGAAGAUGUUGCUUUCUGUGAAGCUUUGGAUAAAAUGAUGGCUGAAGCCUUAUUAUCCUCUGCACCUGCUAGUAACACAGCAAGUAAUGUAAACAGUUCAGUCAACACGACUGUUGAUGCAAAUCCUGGUUUGUCUCGUCCUGUAGCUGUAAAUUCACUUCCUGCUCCAGAUAUCCUACAAAUGGCAGUAGCGAAAAGUCGUGUAGGAAUUAACACUCAUGGAGGUGUAUCAGGAAAAAAGUUGUGUAACGAUGACAACUUAACAUCAAAUAAUCCUGUACAAUCAUCUAUACUAAAUGAUGAAGGGAAUCAGAAUAUUGUUCCAUUUACACUGAUCUCACGUCGUGGAAAUAAACCUCAUCUAGUUCCAUUAGCUGUUCCUGAUUCAGUUCACUUUGCAGCACGUUACAUACAAACUGCGGCUGCUGAAAGAGAAGAAAAAGCUCGAAUGAAACAACUUGUUCUUGAGAUGCAUGAAGCUCAAAAGGAAGAAGAAAUGGAAUGGGGUCAUUAUGGUGGUCCGGAUGCUGUUUUGGCUCAUCAAUUCCCUCUGAACGUCAAUCGAGAUCGGUGGGUGAGAUAUAAUCACCCGAAAGGUGCCCCAGAUGCUGAUGCAGUUUUCGGAACAUCUAGUCAAAAGCGAUGUGCCAAUUGA
Heterobilharzia americana is the source of this 3003-nucleotide messenger RNA. The record is from the annotation of a GenBank genome assembly. NCBI's taxonomy places the organism in Eukaryota, Metazoa, Platyhelminthes, Trematoda, Strigeidida, Schistosomatidae.